Molecule: messenger RNA, 1527 nt
Organism: Talaromyces stipitatus ATCC 10500
Lineage: Eukaryota; Fungi; Ascomycota; Eurotiomycetes; Eurotiales; Trichocomaceae
Product: dsDNA-binding protein PDCD5, putative
Exons: 4
Coding region: 208-624 (138 amino acids)
Cellular component (GO): cytosol; nucleus
Molecular function (GO): DNA binding
Source: RefSeq, a predicted model, not a curated record
AAAGUGGGGUGGUCUAGGAAUGGCAACAGUGAUUGCAACAUUUCUUUCCAGCAAAACAAUCUACGUCUUAUUGUCGAUAAUACUACAUUUCCAGAUUCCGAACUGUGUCUGACAGAAUACGGGCUUUUUCCUAUCAAGCUCCCGAUAGAGUUGAUUUGUGAUAUUGUGUAGUGUCGGACAAAAUCUGGGGAAAAAGGGCAAAUCGUCAUGGCUGACGCUGAGUUGGAGGAGAUUCGAAGAGCUCGUCUCGCUCAGUUGCAACAACAGGGGGGUGGCCGAGGCGCCGCUCCCAGUAUUGGCGGUGGUGAGGGACAAGAAGAUCAAAGAAGACAAGCAGAAGCUGAACGACGCGCCGCAAUACUCAACCAAAUCCUAGACCCCGCUGCAGCAGACCGACUCGGACGAAUACGACUCGUCAAGGAAUCCCGCGCCACAGAUAUCGAGAACAGACUCAUCAUGCUUGCGCAAACGGGGCAAUUACGCCAGAAAGUGACAGAAGAUCAAUUGAAAGAUCUACUGAAUGCUGUUGCGGAGAACUCUCGCAAGGAGGAAGAGGAGCAUAAAGUGGUUUUUAGUCGUCGCAAGGGUGGUUGGGAUGACGAUGAUGAUUUGUUGGAUUUAUAAAGGGCACAUGAUGGUGGUUGGACUGUUUUAAAGAGCCCGAGACGAGAUUAUGAAAAAUGAAGCAUGACUUGUUAAUGGGUAGGUCGCUUAUCGAGCUGGCACGCAUAUGCCAUGAAGCUCCGAAAAUGACCAAGGAGAAUCAAAUAUACACAAACCAAGAACGCUCCAAUGCAAAUGUAUGAUAUGCACGACAUCUAAUAUACAAAGGCAGUAAACAGUGUUGUUCAAGACAUAAAGCGGACACGUUUUAUAAGCCAGAAGCUUUCAUUUGCUGUUCUUUUGCCCUCUUCUCCUGUUGCCGCAUCAUACGUCGUAUCUCUCUCAGAUCCGGUGGCGCCUCAAUUCCCAACUCAGCCCUUAACUCAUCCACGUUCCGUUCCAGCUGCUCUUCCCAAUAAACAUUAAUCAACUCCUCACUCGACAACCCACUGCGCACUGCCCACGGAAGAUGAAGUUUGAAGAAUCGCUCUCGUUCCGCAGGCUUCAGUCGAAUCGCAGCUGCAAGACUCAACCCGGUCAUGGGAAUAACCGUAUUCAAGAAUUCAAACGCCUUGAGCGCUAAUUCGCCUUCAACCAUUGUCGGUAGCCCGGUUACGGCGUGAUAGAAAUCGUGACACUCGCGAUAUCGUUGCAUCACAUAUGCGCAUUCCUCGUCGUCGAUGUAUUGCACGCUAUCUCUGGUGUCGGGUGACACUCCUUCUCUAUCUAGCCAUUUUGCGUAUGUUCGGCCAACUGAGUUUUCGGGUAAUGAGCGUAGGUAGGGUAGUUUGAGGGUUUCGGAUGUGAGACGAGGACGGUCUCGUAGGAUACGACGACCCGUGGGGCUUGAGAGCAUGGCAUCACGAAGACGGUAUAUGAAGUAAGGCGUUGCUGUGGCUUCGCCUAAUGCUGCGAUGAGGUCUU